Messenger RNA from Rosa rugosa (rugosa rose), 1869 nucleotides. Its product is annotated as disease resistance protein RPV1-like. Gene Ontology annotation, biological process: defense response; signal transduction. Bases 1 to 1869 code for a protein of 622 amino acids. The transcript is spliced from 8 exons. NCBI's taxonomy places the organism in Eukaryota, Viridiplantae, Streptophyta, Magnoliopsida, Rosales, Rosaceae. The record is from RefSeq and is a predicted model, not a curated record.
AUGGAGUGUAGAAUAACAUUGGGGCAAGCUGUUUUUCCAAUAUUCUAUCAUGUUGAUCCUUCAGAUGUCAGGCAUCAGACGGGUAGUUUUGCGAAGGCAUUUGUAAUUUAUAAAGCUGCAAAUAGAUAUCAGAGAAUGAAUGAGGGAAAGUUUCUCCAUGACAUUAUUGACCUGAUUAGCAGACAGCCGAGACCCACACAUACUUACAUGUGGCCAACUACCCAGUUGGAAAUAGAUUUUCGCGUUGAAGAGAUUAGUAAAUCAUUAUGUGUUGGAGUAGAUGAUGAUGUUCACAUGGUUGGAAUUUGGGGUAUGGGUGGAAUGGGCAAAACAUCUGUUGCAAAAGCCAUCUACAACAAAUUUUAUCGUAGUUUUGAAGGUACAAGUUUUCUUGCAAAUGUUGGGGAAACUGCGAAGCAGUUAAAUGAAUUUUUGGAACUCUCAAGAAGUGUGGUUACCUACUUUGGAGGUUUACCACUGGCUCUUGAAAUUUUAGGGUCUUUUCCCUUUGGAAGGAAGGACAUAAGAGAUUGGAAAAACACAUGGAAGAAAUUGCAAAAAAUUCCUCAUGGAAAAAUUCAGAAAAAGCUCAGAAUAAGUUUUGAUGCAAUUGGUGAGAACCAGAAGAACUUAUUCCUCGAUGUAUCUUGUUUCUUCAUUGGAAUGGACAAAAACUUUGUCAUAAAAAUACUCGAGGGCUGUGGUCUUUCUGCAAUAAUAGAUAUCAGUGUCCUCAUUCAGCGUUGCCUUGUAGUUGGAACUAAAAAGAUUAAAGCGCUUGCUCUAAAUCUGCAAAGAUCUCCGAAAAAGAGUUUCAGAACAAAAGCAUUUACAAAGAUGAAACUGAAAUUUCUCCAACUCAACUAUGUAGAGCUGAUUGGAGACUAUGACCAUCUUUCCAAACAUUUGAGAUGGCUCUGCUGGCAUGGAUUCUCUCUAAAGUUCAUAGGAAAUGAUUUUCUUCAUCAAGGAAACCUGGUUUCUAUGGACCUGCAGUACAGCAAUCUCGUACAAGUUUGGGAACAUCCCAGGGUGCUCGAGAAGUUCAAGAUUCUUGAUCUCAGUCAUUCACAUUACCCAACACAAUCACCAGACUUUUUAAAACUCCCAAAUCUUGAGUAUUUGAUCAUGAAAGGCUGCAAGAGUUUGACAGAGAUGCACCAAUUUGAGAAUUUUGUCAAGGACAUAAGGGAGAUGACAUCACUGAAAACUAUUGUUGUAAGUGGCACAGCCAUAAGUCGAGUACCACCCUAUAUGGGAAGAUUGAAAAACCUGAACUACUCAUUGGAAAGCAGUAAUGUUCAUAACCUUCCAGAACCCAGUGGCCUUUCCCACCUUGAACGUCCAUGUUUCUUUUUUUCUUGUUUUGACGAGGGCAUGUCUCCAAGUGGUAUAUCCAUUUUUGUUACAAGUUAUACCAAGCUCAUUAGCUUUGUUGUCAAGCCAACUCAUCUCACUGAAAUAACUUCACAUGAAGUUAUUUGGCGAGUAAAUUUGUUAAAUGAUGACUUUGUGGAGGUUGAAGUUGCAAUUGGAUCUGGUUUCAGAGUGAAGAAAACUGGGUUCAGUCUUGUAUGGGAUCCCAAACUUAUCAGUGAAACCAUUGAGUGUGAGCCUAGCCCAUACGAAUAUUUUCCAAGUGAUGCUGGUAAUCAGUCAGGACCUAGCCAUGAGUCAUCUGAUCAAGUUGACUUUUCAACUUCUACAUUGAUAAUAGGAUACUUGGAUUUGAACUGCAUAUUAGGAACUCCAUGGGAUAGCUACAGUGUCCAACAAGUCAUUUCGUGGAAAUCCAAGCAAAACAGAAGUCUGAAAUUGGCCAAGAAUAAUAAUUCCUGGAUUGAAACAGAAUGGGUUCCUGGAAACUAA